Molecule: messenger RNA, 4313 nt
Organism: Penaeus vannamei (Pacific white shrimp)
Lineage: Eukaryota; Metazoa; Arthropoda; Malacostraca; Decapoda; Penaeidae
Source: RefSeq, a predicted model, not a curated record
ACAACCGACCCCGCAGCAAUAACAACAACACUAACAAGAAAAAGUUCAAGGUGAUCUGGAUUCUUGUUAUUUUUUUGCCGCUGCCACGUCUCUCUCUAGAUUGCAGUCAUGGCAGAUACUGAAGCAAGCAAAGCACCUGAGCAGGCAUCUGAGGAGGUGAAGAAGCCUGUAGAAGAAACAAAAGCAGAGGGAAAGGAAGCAUCCACGGCGGCACCAGAGGAGAAGAAAACAGAAGAAUGUGAAGGUGCAUAUGGAGGAGCCAGGAUUCGAAACCCUGAAGAGAGUGAUGAAGAGGAAGAUGAUGACGAUUUUGAUGAUGAUGAAGAUUUUGAUGAUGAGGACGAGGAUACAGAGGAGGAGGAGGACAAGGAAGGUUUCAUGAACAUGCUGCAGAAUUUCCUCAUGUCAAAGCUGCAUCUCGGUAGCCAGGAAGAGGUUCCAAAGGCUAAUUCAAACAAGGUUCUGGAGGAAGUGACUGUGGAAGGUGUCGUGAACUACAUCAAAAGUGGCAAAUGCAAGAACAUCAUCACCAUGGCCGGUGCGGGAAUAUCAACAUCAGCAGGUAUCCCCGACUUCCGAACUCCUGGCACAGGGCUCUACAGCAAUCUGGAGAAAUACAAUCUUCCCUUCCCAGAAGCCAUCUUCGAUAUUGAAUACUUCCGCAACAACCCCAAGCCCUUCUUCGUCCUGGCAAAGGAACUGUAUCCAGGAACCUUUGCCCCGACCCCGUCCCACUGGUUCAUCCGCUUGCUCCACGACAAAGGCUUGCUUCUAAGGCACUACACCCAGAAUAUUGACACCCUGGAGCAUGUAGCUGGACUUCCUGCCGACAAAGUAGUAGAGGCCCAUGGCACUUUCAGGACCUCCCACUGUCUCAACUGCCGGAAGGAGUACAGUCAGGAGUGGGUCAAAGAGGAAAUCUUCAAGGACAGCAUUCCAACAUGCACUGAAUGCAGUGGUCUUGUGAAGCCUGACAUCAUCUUUUUCCGAGAGAGUCUUCCUGUGCGGUUCUUCCAACUCAUGCAGUCAGACUUCCCCAAAUGCGACCUGCUGAUCAUCCUUGGAACCUCCUUAACUGUUCAGCCGUUUGCAUCUCUUGUUGACAACGUUCCAGCCAUGUGUCCACGUCUGCUCAUCAACCGGGAAAAAGCAGGGACAGUGGAUCCAAUGAUGGCAAUGUUGCAAGGCAUGUUCGGCAGUGCAGGACUUGCUCUUGAUUCACCCAACAAUAUCCGAGAUGUUGCUCUGCUUGGUGACUGCGAUGAAGGCUGUGUGAAAAUGGCAGAGUUCUUAGGAUGGAAGGAUGACAUGCAAGCCUUAUUAGCAACUACAAAGAAAUAAAAGUAAAAAACAUCACCAUGUGUCAUAGAAUAGUCCAGGAGUUACAUGUUUCCAAAAGGAACUUCACAGUUAAGUUGUAUAGUCAUCUGAAAUUAUUGAUUAAGUCAUGAAGAGUUGUUGAGGAAGGUUACAUCAGCUGAUUAAACUUACAUGUGAUAUAUAUUUUUAGACAACCAUUUUGUAUGGGCAUUAUUCAAGGCAUUUUAAUUGUUUGAUACUUAUUGUACCCCCAAAAAAGUAAAGUAAUGGUGCUGACAGUGGAAAGGGUGUGAUUGUUGGGCUGAAGUUUGUAAGUGGCUGAGAAGUUAUGUAUUGCACGUAUUGAGUUUAGUGUAUUAAAACCUGCAUAACAGAAAAAAAGGAAAUAAAAUUGAUACUGUUCUUCCCUAAGAUUACGUUUGCAAGGAAUGGGAAAGCAUUUAACAUAUGAGAAUAUACUUUGUAUCCCAGAGGUUGUAGAAGCUGAUUUUUGCAAGGAAAAAAUUUGAAGGUGAUAUUUAAGUACUUAUAAUACGUGCAAUGCCAGUUUUCCAAACAUUCUUCUUUUAUGAGCAGUGAAGGUGCAAAGAUCCAAGAGUAAUUUUGUGGCAGUGCGAUGAAAGAAUGAGUUUGCAUCAGUUUGUGUUACAGUGCAAAGAAGUUUUCUAAUGAUUGGUGUUGGAGAAAUCUUUUCUAACUGAUCAUCAGAGGUAUAGAUAAUUAUGUAGUCUAGAUAAUCAGCUGGUAUGAGAGCAAUGAAGAAGACAUUAGUUUUAGAACUUUGGGAAAGCCCAACAUGGUAGAGUAAAGGUUGUAUAAACUGAAGCAUGUAAAUUUAAGGAAAAAGGAAAAGACAAAAGUUAGUGCGGGAUCAAGGUUAGAAGUUACCCUUCCAUUUACCUUGACAUUUUUUACUUGAACAAAUAAGUGUAUGAAAUUCAUGUUAUUAUCAUGAUUAUGAUUUUUAUUAUUAUAUUUGUUACUAUUGAACUAUAACUGUUAUCAUUGUCAUUGUUAAUAUCAGAUAUUGUUAUUGCUGUUGUGUUGUUUUUAUUUUUUGUUACUUGCUGAUACAUUGUCAUGGUCAAUAUUAUUUUAUUUUCAUUUUUGUUUUCAUUUUUUUCUGUUAUUGUUUUUGUUACUAUUUUUUGAGUGAAGGAUGGACAGGGUGUUUUUUUUUUCUAUAAGAAAAAUAUUUUUCAAGCUGUGAAGCAAAGGUUGGUGGUCCAAAAUUAUUAAAAAUCUCUGUUUAAGGAAAAUGGAUUUAUCCAGGACAAAAUUUUAUUUUUAUUGUAUCAGUAUUAUUAUUAACUUGAAAUUACAGUAUUAGAAUUCCAUGUGUGUUGAAUAUAGGUGCUGAAAGAGAAAUUUUACAAAAUCACCAAAUACAAGUUUAGAUUCCAAAGGUACCGAAAAGAGACAUCACUUUCGUGCAUGUUUCACUGUAUGUACAAUAGCAUUUUUGGUUGCAGAAUUCAAAGAGAAGAUAUUGUGCUUGAAAUUUUUUAUUUAAAGUUUCAAUGCAAUGCACUUUUAAUGGUUCUUUUGAUACAGCCCAUAGGUGAUAUAUUACACAGUUCAUGUAUACUCCCUUGUAUGUUACAACUUGUAACAUAAGAUUGCAAUAAGCAUAGUAGAAUUUGUUCAUGAAGUAAGCUCAUAAGUGAAAAAUGAGUACACAAUAUACAAGGAAUCUAGAUUGAAGUGUACUUUUACAAGGAAACUAUUUUGAAGUGUACUUUUAAAGAAUUUACUUAAUUUUGCAGCUUUACAAGCAACAAAUAUUUUUUGUUGCUAAUUAUGUCCUUGCUCUUCUUUUCAUUUUCUUUUUUUACAAUAGCAUUAAGCAUUUACCCCAGUUUUCAUUUUGUUGUGCUUCUGUUGCCAGAUUUUUUUUCUUUUUUUUUUAUGCUUUUUGGUGUCUUUUUAUGGGGCAUUUGCAAAAGCUCAGCUUCUGACUUGCUUACAUUUAUGUAAUUCUGUAUUAUGUUCUGUUUGCUAUUUUGUAUUUAAUACCUAUUGUAAUAUCUGGGUUAGGAGUGAAUGAUCAGAUGUUCACCAUGUUUAUUUGCAGUCAUUUACACAGAAAUUACAUCUGCGUUGUAUUUUUUUGGGGGGGAGGGGAGGUAUUCCAACAGCAUAAUUAUGGGGUUAUGUAAAGGAUAAUGUGGUUAUGAUGUGCACUAGACUCAGAGUGUUUCCAUUCCUUUUUUUUUUUUUUUAGGCUAGCAUUUAUAAGGGUUUGUAAUGACAACUUUAAGAAUAGCUAAUGUGUAUACUUGUUUUUUUUUUUUUUUUUUUUUUUUUUUUUUUUAUUCAAAUGAGUUUAGGGGGGCUGAUAAUUUGUCAUGUGUGAUCGGUAUUCAUGCAUAGUGAAUACAUUGGAUGUGAGUGGUAUAUAUAUAUAUCAUACUGAAUCGGGGUUUUGGAAUUGUCAAGUCACUCUUAGACAUUAAGAAAGACAUACUGAAGAGCAAUUACUGUGAUUACAUCUUGCAUUUGUGUAUUGUUAUAGAUAUUUAUUGGAGUCCAGUGAUAGAGGAUGUGGUAUCAUCUGAAGUUUAAACUUUAAGGUAAGUACAAGUAUUAUGUAAUACAAAAGUAAUAUUAGGAGGAAGAAUUAUAAACACAGGUAUUUUGAAUAUCAUGGAAGCCAGACGGAGGAAACAAUUUGGCUUGAAUGUGCUUUGCGGUGUCAUUCUAAGAAGAUUUUGCCUUUUGUUAGUUGUGCAAGUGCUUAAUUACUAAAACAAUUUAGCUGUGGUGUUCAUUUAUUACCAUUAUUAUUAUUAUUAUUUUCAUUAUUAUUAUUAUUAUUAUUAUUAUUAUUAUUAUUAUUAUUAUUACUACCACUACUCUUACUAUGAUUAUUUUUUUUCUUUUGCGUUACAAAACAGUUCAUUGUUUACAUGUAUCCAUAACUCGGUAUUAUUUAUCUGUGAUGCUUAUAUAACAGUUGUAUUGUAUGUUGCCUAACAGGAUUUUCUUUAAAA